AUGCGCCGAAUCCUGCAGAGCGAUUUUGACCACUCGGCGUCCUCUGUGGCUUUGUUCAGGAAGCAAGAUGGCGACUCCCACGCGCCGUGUCUCCUAGUGGGAGUCGCCAUAUUGAGAGUCCUGUCAGGUCCGUACACGCGGAGGAAUUCGGGAUCAAGACGUGGUUCCUGCAAGGACGUGGCUGUGGAUUUCACCCAGGAGGAGUGGCAGUAUCUGCUUCCCCAGAGGGAUCUAUACAGGGAUGUGAUGCUAGAGAACUAUAUCAACCUCAUCUCAGUGGGUACAAAUGGGUACCUUCAUCGGCAGUCCCUGAUGAAGUUCAGGGUUCAAAGGACCCGAAUCCCAGAAGAAGUCUGGCAUCUUGAUGACCACUUGGAAAGGCAGCAAGAGAACCAAGAAACACUUUUGAAGUCUGUUGCAUUCAUUGACCAGGAAACUGUGAUGGAGAAAAAGGGCAACAAGUGUAAUGCACUUAGAAAUAUAUUUCCUCCGAGCACAGACUUUGUUUCUUCCAAACAAAGAUCCCCAAAAUAUGACUCCUGUGACAGGAGUUUGAAUUAUUUGGGUUCAUUUAAUGGUAACAGAACAUACGCAAGAAAGAAUGAAUGUAGCGAAUGUGGGAAAGCCUUCUUCCAGAAGUCAGACCUCAUUAUGCAUAAGAGAACUCAUACAGGAGAAAAGCCCUUUGCGUGUACGGAGUGUGGGAAGGCGUUCAGCAAGAAAUCCAAUCUUGUUAUCCAUCUGAGGAUCCAUACUCACGAGAGACCUUAUGGGUGUACUGAAUAUAGAAAAGCUUUCGCCCAUAAGUCACACCUCAUCGAACACCAAAGAAUCCACAGUGGGGAGAAACCCUAUGAAUGCCAUAAGUGUGGGAAAGCCUUUUUCCAAAAAUCACGCCUCAACAUUCCUCAGAGAACUCAUACUGGAGAGAAACCCUAUGGGUGUGAUGAAUGUGGGAGAGUCUUCAGCAUGAAGUCACACCUCUUUGUACAUCAGAGAAUACACACAGGAGAGAAAUCUUAUGUGUGUACCAGGUGUGAGAGAGCUUUCAGUGAAGUGUCCUGCCUUAUGAAACAUCAGAAAGUCCAUGGGGAGAAACCUUAUGAAUGUAAUGAGUGUAAAAAAGACUUUUCUGAGAAGUCUGACCUCAGUAUACAUCACAGAACUCACAAAGGAGAAAAUCCCUAUGAGUGCAAUCAAUGUGGGAAAGCCUUCAGACAUAGCUCAGCCUUCUGUUGACAUAAAAGGACUCAUAAAGAAAAAAUUCCUUAA
Molecule: messenger RNA, 1272 nt
Organism: Neogale vison (American mink)
Lineage: Eukaryota; Metazoa; Chordata; Mammalia; Carnivora; Mustelidae
Product: zinc finger protein 569-like
Biological process (GO): negative regulation of transcription by RNA polymerase II; regulation of immune system process; regulation of cytokine production
Source: RefSeq, a predicted model, not a curated record